Thalassophryne amazonica is the source of this 2771-nucleotide messenger RNA. Its product is annotated as cAMP-specific 3',5'-cyclic phosphodiesterase 4D-like. Lineage: Eukaryota; Metazoa; Chordata; Actinopteri; Batrachoidiformes; Batrachoididae. The transcript has 16 exons. Gene Ontology annotation, molecular function: 3',5'-cyclic-AMP phosphodiesterase activity. The coding region runs from base 25 to 2238 and encodes 737 amino acids. The record is from RefSeq and is a predicted model, not a curated record. Gene Ontology annotation, biological process: signal transduction. Gene Ontology annotation, cellular component: perinuclear region of cytoplasm; nucleus; cytosol.
AAGAAGAGGGUUAGAAUAAAAAGGAUGAGUGCGUCGGCCGGCUGCGGUUUGCUGUGCGCCGUGGAGCGGUGCGUCACGGCGCGGAACGCUCGGGGAUCACCGUGCGCCGUCAACGGGCCGAUUGACAUCACGGAGAAACGCCUGCGUUUUGAUGUGGAAAAUGGAUUGUCAGGGGGGCGAGGUCCACUGGACCCACAGGCCAGUCCCGGCUCUGGUCUGGUGUUACAUGGCAACUUUCCUCACAGUCAGCGGCGAGAGUCCUUCCUGUAUCGCUCUGACUCGGACUUUGACCUAUCACCCAAAGGUCCUUCCAGGAACUCCUCCACUGCCUGUGACCUGGAAGAAAGCUUGAAGCACUGGGAAGUCAACUGGUUGUCAUCUCGACAUACAGAAGACAUGAUUGUCACACCUUUUGCACAGGUCCUCGCCAGCCUGAGGACAGUCAGGAGUAACUUUGCUGUCAUCACCGGUCAGCAAGAUCGCCCUUCCAGCAAGACACGGUCUUCAAACAGCAACCCACCAUCCAUGUGCAAGACCAGCCUCGCAGAGGAACCUCACCAGCAGUUGUCCAUCGAGACGCUGGAUGAGCUGGACUGGUGUCUGGAACAGCUAGAGACACUGAAAACACGACACUCUGUCAGUGAAAUGGCUUCUAACAAGUUCAAGAGGAUGCUGAAUAGAGAGCUCACCCAGCUGUCCGAACCAGCCGUUCAGGGAAAUCAGGUGUCUGAGUUCAUCUCUAGCACCUUUCUUGAGAAGCCAGAUGAUAUGGACAUCAUGUCACCCCCCAUCAAGGAGAAGGACAAGAAGAAGCGGCCUAUGUUUCAGAUCAGUGGAGUGAAGAAGGCCACCCACAGUCCACAUCUGGCUUCCUCCACCAUCCCUCGCUUUGGGGUCAGGUCCAGUCAGGAAGGACUUCUUGCCAAGGAGUUGGAGGACGUAAACCGAUGGGGCAUUGACAUGUUCAAGGUCUCUGAGUAUUCGGGCAAUCGUCCACUGACAGUGACCAUGUACACUGUGUUCCAGGAACGUGACCUGCUAAAAUCCUUCAAGAUUCCAGCAGAUACCUUCAUAACCUUCAUGAUGACUCUGGAGGAUCAUUACCAUGCUGAUGUAGCCUACCACAACAACAUCCACGCUGCGGAUGUGGUCCAGUCCACACAUGUCUUGUUGUCAACACCUGCACUGGAGGCUGUGUUCACCGAUUUGGAGAUCCUCUCCGCUCUGUUUGCCAGCGCCAUCCAUGAUGUAGAUCACCCUGGAGUUUCCAAUCAGUUUCUAAUCAACACCAACUCUGAACUGGCCCUGAUGUACAACGACUCAUCAGUGCUGGAGAAUCACCACCUGGCCGUCGGCUUCAAGCUCCUGCAGGAGGACAACUGUGACAUCUUUCAGAACCUCAGUAAGAAACAGAGACAGUCGCUGCGGAAAGUGGUCAUCGACAUGGUUUUGGCCACAGAUAUGUCCAAACACAUGAACCUACUGGCAGACCUGAAAACCAUGGUGGAGACCAAGAAAGUCACCAGCCUAGGGGUCCUGCUGCUGGACAACUAUUCAGACCGCAUACAGGUCCUUCAGAACAUGGUACACUGUGCAGAUCUGAGCAACCCCACCAAGCCUCUUGAGCUGUACAGACAGUGGACAGACCGUAUCAUGGUGGAGUUUUUCACUCAAGGGGACAGGGAGAGGGACAAGGGGAUGGAGAUCAGCCCCAUGUGUGACAAACACAACGCCUCCAUAGAGAAGAACCAGGUGGGUUUCAUUGACUACAUUGUUCAUCCUCUUUGGGAGACGUGGGCCGACCUGGUUCACCCCGACGCUCAGGAGAUCCUGGAUACAUUGGAGGAUAACAGGGAGUGGUACCAGAGCAUGAUCCCUCACAGUCCCUCACCCAAUCCAGAAGGCCAGGAUGAGGUACCGCUUGGAGAAGAGUCCUCAUUGCUGGCAGGGGAAAAUGUUUCAGUGUUGGUCGACAAAUUCCAGUUUGAACUGACCCUGGAUGAAGAAGGAGAAUCUGACGCAGAAAGUCCGCCUGAAGAAGAGGUGGGUUACAGCAUUGGCAGGGAAGUCUCCAGAAAUGAUUCUGAUGCAGCAUCGGCCACAACUCAUGUGAUUUCCCAAAUCACUUGUGAUGCAGGCAGAACGUUUGCUUUCGGCUCUGCUAAUUCUGCGGAGCAAAUCCGAGAAGCGGAACAGGAAGGUGUGUCCGGGGAACCACGAUCCACACCAGGCACAUAGCACCAGUCAAAAGCUAUUUGUUUGUUUUUGCCAUUUUGGUUUAGUUUUCUUUAAUUUUUGGUGCCCGGCCUCCGUCAUUCCCCUCAUCCCACUCCAUCCGAUCAACUGCCUCUGGUUUCCACGGUGACCGCAGGGAUGCUGGUUCAUGUUGUGAGCUUCUGCGCUCAGCAGUUAGUUACACUGGAGAGAGACAGAUGGAGGAAAUCAACUUUAUGGCUGGUCCUUUUUGUUUUGGAUGUUUUUUUUUGGGGGGGGGGGGGGGGGUCAGUCAUACUGUGAAUGAAGCUUUUGAAAAACCUUUUUUUUUUUAGCCAAACCCAAGGUCUACUACAACAAAGGGCACACCUGUUUCCUCUUUUGGAGUAUUUCUAAAGUCAAGCAUUAUUCUUAACAAACAACAAGGCGGACUGAGACGUCGCCAAACUUUACAGGGACAGUGCUGCCCCCCUGUAUAUUUGCUUCCUUUGAUCUAGAUUCAUAAAACACUUACUAAAUGCAUAAAUGAACAGAAAGGAGAUAUGCAGGACUUUAUU